AUGAUGUUUAUUUCAGAAAUUCUUAUUUAUAUUGCUGUAGUCUUUGGGUGUGCUCAGAGAUGCAAUGGAUACACAAGAAAUGAGAUUGAAAAAACAUAUCCGGAUCUAGGACCAGAAAUUGUACUUUUUCCUGAUGAAAAUAAUAGCCCCAUUAUUGGUUACAUGAAAAUGGACAAUAAUAGUAGAUUAUUCGGUUUUUAUGAAAAAAAUAUAGAAGAAGAGGUCAAGUUUGAAUAUUUUUCGAGAGACUUUCCUAACGGAGUACCAAUAGAACACAAAACUGAUUUGGGCAAAUAUGUUAAUAUUUCCAAGCCAACAAAAUGUAUUACUCAUGGAUGGAUGUCAGGAGGAAGAAUGGACUCAUCAGUUCGUUUGAGAGACGGCUUUUUGUACAGACAUGACGCAAAUAUCUUGGUAAUGGAUUGGAGUGCAAUUUCUGGAAAUCCUUUUUAUCCCAUACCAAUGAUGGCGACGCCUGAUGUUGGAAGGCAUUACGGAACCUAUUUAAAUUAUUUAGUAGAUGAAUUAGGUCUAAAUCCGGAUGGUAUUCAUUUGGUAGGGCAUAGUCUAGGGGCCCAUGUUUCAGGAUUUGCUGGGAGAGAAGUCAAAAAUGGAAAAGUUGGGAGAAUAACAGGCCUAGAUCCCGCUUUGCCUGGAUUUGACAUGGGCAUAAAUCCCUCAGGAACUCUCAAUCAAAACGAUGCAAUUUUCGUGGAUAUUAUACAUACUUGUGCAGGUUUUCUAGGUUAUAAAACGCCACUUGGCCACGUUGAUAUUUAUCCUAAUGGUGGCGGACCCCCUCAACCAGGAUGCAAUGUCUUAGAGUUUAUUGAAGCUUGUAGUCACGGACGAUCAUGGAAAAUAUUUGCUAGCUCUCUUUUCAACAAUAAACCAUAUAUCGCUACCAAAUGCCCAAGUUUUGAUGAUUUAGAUAAGAAAAAAUGUUCUGGAAAACAGAUACCAGUUGGUGAUGCAACUUCAUCAGAUACGAGAGGAAUAUAUUACAGUCAAGUUUCUGAAGCAGAUUUAAUGUAUAAUGCUACCAAUAAAAACUGAG
Molecule: messenger RNA, 1057 nt
Organism: Ceutorhynchus assimilis (cabbage seed weevil)
Lineage: Eukaryota; Metazoa; Arthropoda; Insecta; Coleoptera; Curculionidae
Source: the annotation of a GenBank genome assembly